AUGGCUAUGUCUGUGUGCCUUUGUAAUGGCGACAUCAGUUAUUCUGUACCAGAGGAGCAGAAGAAAGGCACGGUGAUCGGGAAUAUAGCAAAAGACCUUGGCCUCAGCGCCAAAGGACUGGCGGAUCGCAAGGCUCGGAUAGACACGGAAGGAAAUGAAAAGCGGUUUUGUGAUGUUCAGGGAGGACAACUGGUUAUUUCUGAAGUGAUUGACCGUGAGGAGCUAUGCGGAUCUAAGCCGCUGUGUUCCUAUAACUAUGAACUGGUUUUGGAGAACCCUUUGGAAUUACAUCAGGUAACAGUGCAGAUUGAGGAUAUCAAUGACAACCCACCUCGCUUCCCAAACAGUGACAUUAAACUGGAAAUCGGUGAAUCGGCUGUCAAAGGCGCACGUUUCCCUUUGGAUGAAGCGCACGAUCCAGACGUCGGUCGCAAUGGAAUGCAAACGUAUUCGGUUGAGAAGAAUGAUUAUUUUAGUCUUGCUGUGAAUUCUCAUUCUAAUGGGCAAAAGUACAGUGAAUUAAUUUUAGAUAAAGAGCUUGAUCGCGAGAAAGAGCCAGAAUUAACAUUAAUGCUUACUGCUUUCGAUGGAGGCUCUCCACAAAGAACAGGCACUGCAGUCAUACGUGUUGUUGUCUUGGAUGCCAACGAUAAUCUUCCAGUAUUCAGUGAAUCUACAUACACAGCUAGUCUAGCUGAAAAUUCUCCUUUGGGUACAGUAGUUUUGACCGUGCGUGCUACAGACGCAGAUGAUAGCGCAAAUGGAGAGGUCACAUAUGAAUUUACGCACAUAUCUGACAAAGUCCUUCGCCUCUUCUCCAUUGAUAAAGUCACCGGUGAGAUCAAAGUAAUUGGAGCAAUAGAUUAUGAAGAAAAAUCUGAGUACGAGCUAUGGGUGAAGGCAAAAGACGGGCCUGGGUUGGCCUCUAAUGCUAAAAUCAACAUUAUUAUCACAGAUGUUAAUGACAAUGCACCUGUGAUACAUAUUAAAUCGUUAAGCGUGCCAAUUCCUGAAAAUGUAGCCCCAGGAACAGAAAUUGGCAUAAUCAAUGUGCAAGACAAAGAUACUGGAGGAAAUAAACAGGUGCGGUGCUCCCUUCAGCAAAAUGUCCCAUUUAAAUUAAACCCAUCUAUUAAGAAUUAUUAUUCACUGGUGACAACUGUACUUGAUCGUGAACUUGUAAGUGACUAUAACAUUACAAUUGUGGCCACUGAUGAAGGGAACCCACCAUUGUCCUCCUCUAAAACUAUACAUCUGUCUGUUUCUGAUGUGAAUGAUAAUCCCCCUGUGUUUGAGGAGCAGUCGUACAGUGCAUAUGUGUCUGAGAAUAACAAGCCUGGCUCCUCUAUGUGUUCUGUUAGUGCCAGAGACCCAGACUGGAGACAGAAUGGCACAGUCUUCUACUCUCUGUUGCCCAGUGAGGUCAAUGGUGUUGCCCUCUCCUCAUAUUUAUCCAUUAAUGGAGACACAGGGGUGAUCCAUGCUGUGAGGGCCUUUGACUAUGAGCAGUUCAGAAGCUUCAAAGUUCAGGUUGUAGCCAGAGACAAUGGUUCUCCUCCACUCAGCAGCAACGUGACUGUGAGUGUGUUCAUAACAGAUGAGAAUGAUAACUCUCCUCAGAUAUUAUACCCUACUCCAGAAGGAAACUCCUUCAUGACUGAGAUGGUUCCUAAAGCUGCUCUUUCUGGCUCGCUGCUGUCCAAAGUCAUUGCUGUUGAUGCUGACUCUGGACAGAACGCAUGGCUGUCAUAUCAGAUCGUCAAGUCGACUGAUCCGGGACUUUUCACUAUUGGUCUCCACAGUGGAGAGAUCAGGGCUCAGAGGGACAUUUCUGAAUCUGACAGCAUGAAGCAGAACCUUGUGAUCUCAGUGAAAGAUAACGGACAGCCCUCUCUCUCUACAACCUGUGCUGUAUACUUAGUCAUCUCAGAUAACUUGGCUGAAGUUCCUGAACUCAAAGACAUGUCUUAUGAGGAGAACAACUCUAAACUCACAUCUUAUCUGAUCAUUGCUCUGGUGUCUGUGUCCACAUUUUUCCUGACUUUCAUCAUCCUGAUCAUUGCUGUGAGGUUGUGUCACAGGAGGAAGCCCAGACUGUUGUUUGAUGGAGCAGUAGCCAUUCCCAGUGCAUAUUUACCUCCCAACUAUGCAGAUGUUGAUGGAACUGGAACUCUCCGUAGCACUUACAACUAUGAUGCCUACAUGACAACAGGCUCCCGCACAAGUGACUUCAAGUUUGUCACCUCUUACAAUGACAACACUCUGCCUUCUGCUACCACUCUGAAGAGGAGCCCAGCUUUACGCAUGUAG
Molecule: messenger RNA, 2310 nt
Organism: Engraulis encrasicolus (European anchovy)
Lineage: Eukaryota; Metazoa; Chordata; Actinopteri; Clupeiformes; Engraulidae
Product: protocadherin gamma-A4-like
Exons: 2
Coding region: 1-2310 (769 amino acids)
Biological process (GO): homophilic cell-cell adhesion
Cellular component (GO): plasma membrane
Molecular function (GO): calcium ion binding
Source: RefSeq, a predicted model, not a curated record